CAGUUGGAAUACAGGCAGAGUUCACUAACGGAUCGUUCAGUGCAGACUUUGUAAUGUCAGUGAAUUUCGAGUGCAUCAGUCUUUUCUACGUCGUUGUUUAACCACGAUAAAAUAAGAUUCGAAAAACUUGUCAAAAAUUUGUACAAUAGUAACAGCAAAAUGAGGCUUUUUAGCGCUACGUGCAAUUCCACAUUACGCCUCGUUGGUAAAACGGUCGUUAUUACCGGAGCAAAUACGGGAAUUGGUAAAGAAACUGCGAGGGAUCUUUACAGAAGAGGUGCAAGAGUUAUCAUGGCCUGUAGAAACAUGGAAAAAGCAAAUGCAGCAGCCGAGGAAGUGAAGACCGUUCCACCAUCCAAACCCGAGAGAGAACAGUUCCAAGGAGAUCCAGGGGAAGUCGUUACUUGCAAAUUGAACCUCGCGAGUUUCGCGAGCGUUCGCGAAUGCGCCAAGCAUCUCAUUGAGAACGAAACGAACAUUCACAUGCUGAUCAACAACGCGGGCGUCAUGAUGUGCCCUUACGAAAAAACCGAGGACGGUUUCGAGUCCCAAUUCCAGACCAAUCAUCUCGGCCACUUUCUUCUCACGUUGCUUCUGCUCCCGAAACUCCGGAGCUCGACGCCCGGUGUCAAAAUUAUCAAUGUCUCAUCGGAUGCUCAUUAUUUUGGCACAAUCCACUUCGAUAACAUCAAUUUGGAACGAUCUUACGGUCCGAUAAAAGCCUAUGCUCAGAGCAAACUCGCCAAUGUUUUGUUCACGAGGGAAUUAGCGAGGCGUUUGAAAGACGCCAAGAUCGAGGGCAUCACAGUUUAUUCGCUACAUCCAGGGGUCAUUGCCACAGAAUUAGGGCGGCAUAUAAAUACGACCCUCUUCCCUGGGGUCGGCUUCAUGUUCAACAAAUUCGUUCGGCCGUGGUCGAAGACUCCGGAACUUGGAGCUCAGACGACACUUUACUGCGCGCUUGACGAAGAGGCUGCCAAGCAGAGCGGAUUGUUUUACAAGGAAUGUGCGGUCACGACUCCAUCAGGAAAAGCGAGAAACGACGAGCGUGCUUUACGCCUCUGGAACGAGAGUUUGAAAUUCGUCGGUCUCGAAGGACACGAAAACCUUGCGGAAUUAUCGGCUGUCUCGACCCCUCGCGCUUUAACUCAGGCAAAUUUGAUUGCUUCUUUAAAUCCAGUUGAUUUUAGUAAUAGGGGUGAAAGAAACAACAUGUUUUCGUUCAGCAGUAUAUGCAACAGUGAGACUCGCCUCGUCGGUAAAACCGUCGUUAUCACCGGUGCGAAUGCAGGAAUCGGCAAAGAAACUGCCAGGGAUCUGUACAGACGUGGUGCAAGAGUUAUUCUGGCCUGCAGGAACGUCGCGAAAGGAAAUCUAGCAAUCGACGAUAUCACGGCUGCAUCACCAUCAAGAUUUGAGAGAAAGCAAUUUCUAGCAGGUCCAGGUGAGCUCGAGGUCUGCGAGCUCGAUCUUUCGAGUUUCUCGAGCAUUCGUAGCUGUGCCAAAAAACUGCUAGAGAGAGAAAGCAGCAUAAACAUUUUGAUAAACAACGCCGGAGUGGCGACGCGUUAUUUUGACAAAACCGAGGACGGUUUUGAGUACCAAUUGCAGGUCAAUUAUCUCGGGCAUUUUCUUUUCACGUUGCUUUUGAUGCCGAUGCUAAAGAGGUCAACGCCCGAGGUGAAGAUCAUCAAUGUCUCAUCAUACGCCCAUUACAAGGGAUUCGUGAACUUCGAUGACAUCAAUUUCGAGGAGUCAUUCACACCUGCGAAAGCCUACAGUCAAAGCAAACUUGGCGCUGUUCUGUUUACAAGGGAAUUGGCCAAACGCUUGAAAGAAGCAGAGGUCCAGGGAAUUUCAGUGUACUGCGUGAAUCCAGGCGUCGUCAGAACGGACGCAGCACGUCAUUGGCAUACAACUUUUUCUCGUGCUGGAGAAUUUCUCUUCGAUAAAAUUACACAACCUUUUAUAAAAAGUCCUGAACUCGGGGCUCAGACGAUACUGCACUGUGCUCUUGACCAAGAAGCUGCCAAGCAGACUGGACUGUUUUACAGGGAAUGUGCUGUCAAGACUCCAUCGCGGAAUGGAAGAAACAGCGCACUUGCAUUCGUGUUCUGGAACUCGAGUUCAAAAUUGGUGGGUCUCCACGGCCAGGAUAACCUCGCGAAGAUGUAAAGCAUUUCUUGAUAAGAGGACAAACGUUUUUUCUACUGUUAUGAUGGAAUGUAUAAAAUUUGUUUUUUUACGAAAUAAACGAAAAAUACUCCGCAAACUCAAAA
Venturia canescens is the source of this 2279-nucleotide messenger RNA. RefSeq lists its product as uncharacterized. The coding region runs from base 160 to 2175 and encodes 671 amino acids. The transcript has 12 exons. Lineage: Eukaryota; Metazoa; Arthropoda; Insecta; Hymenoptera; Ichneumonidae. The record is from RefSeq and is a predicted model, not a curated record. Gene Ontology annotation, molecular function: oxidoreductase activity.